Molecule: messenger RNA, 2156 nt
Organism: Adelges cooleyi (spruce gall adelgid)
Lineage: Eukaryota; Metazoa; Arthropoda; Insecta; Hemiptera; Adelgidae
Product: serine/threonine-protein kinase 32A
Exons: 12
Coding region: 382-1725 (447 amino acids)
Biological process (GO): protein phosphorylation; G protein-coupled receptor signaling pathway; regulation of signal transduction
Molecular function (GO): G protein-coupled receptor kinase activity; G protein-coupled receptor binding; ATP binding
Source: RefSeq, a predicted model, not a curated record
GUCAUAGUCGUUUAGAGUGCGUCGGUGUCGACGGCAUGGCCAAUAUGAUGCGAAAAAUAUAGUUGAAUUUCGUAAAAAAAAAAAAAAAAAAUCUACCCUGUGGAUUUGUAUGUAAUAUAUAAAAAAAAACAACAAUAAAUAUUUUUUUAACGGCGAGUUCCGACUCGCUUGCGAAACCCUUGGCGUGGUCACUAUGACAUAGUUGGUCAAAUUUAAUAAUACUACAUCAUCAUUAUUGUCGUUCGGCUAAAAGACAAAAAAUAAAAAUCACCGUCGUUCAUAAUCCGGCGUGCCUAUUUAAUAUGCCGAUUUAUUAUCCACGACAAGCGGAUCGCUAGACGAGCAUCAAACGAGAAGCGUUUCCGAAUAGAAACCCGUAAAAUGGGAGUCGGCCAUUCAAACAAACAAGAUCGAUCGUGUCCGCUGGACGGUGAAGUGAACUUCAAUCAUUUUGAAAUAUUGCGGGCAAUCGGCAAAGGAAGUUUCGGCAAGGUUUGCAUAGUCGAAAAGAAAGAUUCCAGACAAAUGUACGCAAUGAAGUACAUGCAAAAGAGCAGAUGUAUUGAAAGGGACGCUUUGAAGAACGUUCUAAGGGAAAUGGAAAUAUUAACUACGCUUGAACAUCCUUUCCUAGUAAAUUUGUGGUUUUCGUUUCAAGACGAAGAAGAUCUUUUUAUGGUGUCUGAUCUGUUAUUGGGCGGUGACCUGAGGUAUCAUCUCGGUCAAGACGUCAAGUUCAACGAAAACUGUAUUAAACUCUUUGCUUGUGAAAUCGGUUCAGCAUUGGAGUACUUACAGAGUGAACGAAUUAUUCACAGGGAUAUUAAACCGGAAAACAUAUUACUGGACGAAGAGGGUCACGCACAUAUCACGGAUUUCAACAUAGCCGCUACUCUAAUCGAUAAAAAAGUAGCGACGUCUUUAUCUGGAACAAAACCCUACAUAGCCCCUGAAGUGUACUUGUGCUCGUUGGGUGAAUGUCCCGGUUACUCGUAUGCAGUCGACUGGUGGUCACUAGGUGUUACCCUUUAUGAAAUCAUGUCCAGAUGUCGACCGUACGACAUACAUUCAAAUACAUCACCUCGAGAAGUUAGGACUAUGAUUAUGAAUUCAACUAGUACUACACCAAUACCACCGAGGUGUUCCGAUCAAUUGGGAAUACUCUUUCAAAAGCUGCUGUGUAUAAAUCCUGAAGAGAGGAUUACAAAUGUAAAAAAACUGAAAUCGGUUCCAUGUAUAAGCCGAUACAACUUCGGAAUGAUUUUGGAAAAACAAAUCAAACCAUCUUUUACGCCACCGAAAGAUCGGUUAAAUUGCGACCCGACGUUCGAACUCGAGGAAAUGAUCGUCGAGCCCAAUCCAUUGCACAGAAAACCCAGAAGACUGGCCAAACAAAGGUCGUUGAGGAAUUCUACUUCGAGCGAGGACACGGAAAUCAACCGGCAACUACAGCAGUUCAAGUUUUACAACCGCGAGAGGGAACUUGAAAGGCGAGAAAUGGAACGCAAAGAGCACGAUUGGGAACAGGAGCUGAUCAAAGCCAUGAAUGCUUCGACGAUACCCGCAAUAGUUCCCACUAUGGUGGUGGGCACGGACAAGGCUGACCUGCUAACGGUACCGAUGAUCCAAAGCGAGCGGCGACGGUCCAGCUGUUGCAAGUUGAACAUCAGUCCGGUCAGCAUUCAAACUAGGCUUUCGGCAACCGCCCAGGCCGAAAGCAGUUGACAAAAACACGACGAACCGACAGAAUGAUCUGGCUUACGGCCCGUCUCGUAUAAUAGAUUGUUAUCUGCCGACUGUAUUUUUGCGACGCCCGUCAAGUCUAUUGUGAUGAAUAUUGUUUCUUCUAGAACAAGUAUACAGACACUCGGGGAUACGACGACUGUCCCAUUUUCUCCCCCUAAACGCUUUGACAAAUCACAGCACAAUAUCCGUGCAGACUAAAAUUAAAAUUACAAUUGAACAAUUGAAUCGUUCGUUAAAAACGACUAGGAAAAGUCGACUCGUAGUUUUUUUUUAAUUUAAAUUUGUUUAAUUAAAUCAAAUUAGUUUCAACACGUUACAAUCUAUGAUACACAGGUGUUAGUACUUAUUUCGAGUACCUAAUUAUUUUAUAGCACUGCCAUUAUUACACAAGAUAUACCUACUUUUCUAGA